CGCUUGCCUUUUACCAGUAACAUGUCAGCUAGCACCCCGAACUUCGAGAAGUUGGUUGUAUCUGUACAACGUGUAUUUCUAACUCGCCGAAGCAGCCCGAGAUUGAUGACAUCUCGAUCAAAACUUACGCAUGUGGCAUGCAGACUAGCUUACAAGCUACGUGACUUAUACUAGACAUCAGUGGGCCAAGCGACUCGUACCUGUCGGCUGCAGUCCCCAUUGCCAGAAUCUGACAUGCACGCACGAUGUCAAAGAUAGAGCCCUGACAUUCCAGUGUAGGCUCCGCUGCCCGAGUACAUCAGUAACACCCACUGAGCCACGGGAAAGAUAAGGCUCGUCAUUGGGGUUGCAGCAUUUGGUUUCAAGCUUGAUCCGUCUUGGACCCUGGUGACUUCUUCAAUAGACAAUUGAUAUUACUUCUUACGCAGUUCUUCCUUACGUGUGCCCCAAUUGUUCUUACCGACCGCUAAUUUACUCACCGAAACACCCUGGAGCCACGAUCUUCGCCGACUGUCCCGAUACCUUUUCGCCGAUCAAUUUCAUCCACGAUCGAUAAAGCUUCUUUGUGCAUAUUUUCACGCUCAUUAUUCGCCGGAGUUAGAGUUCAAAUCUUCAAGGACAAGGGUGCAUGUUCAGGAUCGCAUUUCUUUUUGUAUUUCUUCCUUCGUUAAAUCACCCGUGCGCGCCACCGAGCGGUCGAGUGGCCAAACCUUACCUUUUCGCAGCGCACCUGACGUGCUACCCUGAACACCCUGGAAAAUGAAACUCCGUUCUAUGGCCAGCCUGGGGCGGAAGAUGGACAAGUGGUACGCGCUUCCUUUUCUACGUCUCUAAGAGGCUCAAACCAUAUGGUCACCUCCGGGUAUAAAAAGUGGUCAUGUCUAGCAAGAGUAUGCUCAUUCUCUCCUCAAGCAUUUUAUCCCUACAAUCUCUCUAGAAUUAUGGCUGAUCCCCUUGCCUAUCCAGAGGGGAAUUUCACAUUGCCCAACGCCGACGUAGAUGAGGGACGUGAGCAGACAAGAUUGAGCGUUCUCACAAGUAUUGCGGCAUCCCAUAGGCACAAUCCUCGCAAUCUAGAAAGUAUGUCAUAUGGCCAUGCAAACCGGAUCGCCAUCAACCUUUGCAGAGGGUCUGCAACUCUGAAUGCACGCCCACAAUUCGAGGUAUGGGUGGAAAAGGAGGCAUUUUGGAGAGCUGACAAUACUGCAAAGGAUGACGAUGUUGGAAAGGAUCAAGACGAUGAGGCCCGCGAGCGCAGGAUACGUGCUCUGCAGCGCGCUGAGGCUACCUCACCCACUGUGGUAGCCAAGCGCAAGAAAUGGUACAGCGUGCGCCCAGACUUCGCUAUUACCGCGACACCGUAUGGCACCUUCACAGGGAAGUCACGAAAAGCGCUGCAAUCCUCAUAUAACCCUUCCGUUGGUCUUGACAGACAUGCUACAGUGCCGGUUCUAAUGGAGUGGAAGCGGAGAGCUAUCAGAAAGCAGGAGGACCUUGAUUCAUAUGUCAAUGAUGACGUAGAGCUCUUUCUGUCCGCUGCGCGUAUGCAGCUCAUGCGGGAUGCCUCACUUGCGCUCGUCCAAUACGAGAAUAAUCAAGAUAUCAUCCUCCUCAUAGUGGCUUCAGGAGAAUACUGGCAGUUCAGACUUCUUCCACAGAGCCAACGCCCGACUCCCCAAGAGGUUAUGGUCUUGAAUGGACAUAUUCGAGGCAAGGAAAAGCCGACGAAAAGAAACAUAGAGCUAGACAUCGAAUCAGAUGAUAGCUUCGACGAAGACGAGGCCGAUUUGUCGGGUGACUAUGAUCCCGUACAGGAAGUAGAUGUGGAGAGCCGCAGUGUGGUAUUCAAUGAGGAUGAUGUUGAGAAUGAGGAUGAGGAUGAUGGUGGUUCUUCCGGAAUAGCUAAUCGCGUGGAGGAAAUGAAACUGCGUCCUCGUCGGAGAAAGGCUUUUGAAAGCGAGGUCGCAGCUAUCCACGACAGGUCGGAUGAACGAGAUACAACGAUCAGGAGUGGUCGAGGCGAAUACAUUCUGAAGACAAGUCCGUUCGAAUCAUACGAUGAAAUCAAUGAACACUUCUGCGAUAGAUACAAAGAAUGGUCCGACAUAACAGAAUUCGGCACGAUCAGGUCAAACCAGCAAUUUUGGAGGAUUAGACAGUACCUUGAGCAUGCGGCCAACGACCCAAAGAACGGUUUGAAACUUCAGGAUUACGACGAUCUAGCCAAGAACGAGAUCUUUGUACUUGCGGACCCUGAUGCCAGCAACCUCGGAUCCGGUCCAUCGUCGCAACAAGGGUCAGCUGCGCAGUCGCCGGUUUUUCCUCAAAUGGAAUCGCCUCUUUCCAACCCCAGUACGCCACACCGACCUGCAGCUGCGUCAAUCAUUUCAAGUUCGUCUUUGGCCCAUACUCCACCUUCGCCCACAGUGGUCAGAACUCCGAAGAGGAACAAGACAGAACCACCUGCCAUGCAUUUUCCCAACGUCAGGUCGGGCAAGGAUGCUGAUGUUGAUGAGUAAGAUGAUGAGGAAGGCUUAGAAUUUACUAAAUCUGACGAAGAAUAAGACGGAAUCUCUCCAACGAACGUGCUAUUGAUCUAUACGGUUGAAAAGACAUGCAGCAAUAUAUGAUGUAUACGUACAGAAAUGACUUGAAAUGUAUUGUAACGAUGUAGCAAAUCAAAUAUGUUUGUACUGU
Molecule: messenger RNA, 2697 nt
Organism: Somion occarium
Lineage: Eukaryota; Fungi; Basidiomycota; Agaricomycetes; Polyporales; Cerrenaceae
Source: the annotation of a GenBank genome assembly